UAUUUUUCAAGAAUUUUGAAAUUACGGAACGUCGGUUAUGGUGGCUGUGUUGUGUGUUUGGCCUUCUAAAACCACCUCAAUGUAAUGAUGUAUAGUGACAUUUAAACAGGUGGUGAAAAUUUAAGCAGCUUCGAAUGUGUUACAAUCUGCCUCCUGCAAUGAAGUAAAUUAGGAGCUACUUGUUUUGCCGUCUAUUUAUCAUAAGUGAAUAAAUUAUAUCCGGAAAUGGAAACGCCAAAACCGAUGACUGGACCAUAUCGUGCCACACGGCUUUGGAAUGAAGCUUUACGUAUAUUCAACAAUGGUGUACCUCAAAAGAGACAUUGGAGACAACUAAGGCAGUAUGAAAACUGUUUCACAUCUGCUGAAGCUACUAAUUGGCUACAUUCUCAGCUAAAAGAAAAUCCUCAUUUCGGACCUACUGUUUCCAAAGAUCAAAUUCAACAGCUUUUGUGCAAAUUUUUAAAGGCAGGUGUUUUUGAAGAUGUCCGUGGCAUUGGCACAAAGACAGAUAAUAGAAUAGAAACAAAUGGACUGUACAGAUUGACAAAUCGGUCACCAUUCAGAAAUCCAAGAACUCCAGGGCGUAGAACACCAUUGAGUACACUUGCUAAUCGUGGGAAUUGUACUGAAAAUCAUAGUUCUCCUAAGCUGGCACCAAAUAAAAAGGAAGUGCCAGUGGAUGUUGGUAUCCCUUCAAUAAACAAGCCUCAAACUACAACCUAUGCAAAAUCUUUGGUACAGUGCCAAUUAACAGCCAGACAACUCAGCCAACAAGAGGUGGAAGAAUUAUGGAAAAACACUACAUUAAGGCAGAUUUCAAAGCUUCUUAAUCUUUUAAAUCUUAAUGAACUUCUUGAUUCUACAGAGAUAAAAGGAAAAUCGGUUCUUUGGAAUGUUACUCACAUUGGAGUAAGGGGAGUUGUUCAGCCAAUGGAGGAACUUGAUUCACCUCCUUCCUGGGUUCUUUAUGGUAUGAAAUCAUUAGUAAAUUGGCCAUCGAAUGAAAAACACAAACUACCUGAAUACCACGGUUCAGAAAAGGAUGUUUUCAAGGUCAUUUGCGAUUAUUUCACAAACGCUUCGAGUCCACUCUCCACAUUCUCUCUAUACAAUAUUUUGGUUGAGGCUUUCAUUCGAUCGGAAGCGGCAGAUCUCAAUUUUCGAAAAUCUAUUGAGUCAACCGGUAAUGAAGAUGAGGAUGCGUUUAGUCUUCACUCUCGGGAUUCAGCACGUAACUUAGUUCUGGAAAUGGCGUCCCCCAUCCAUCACAAAACGUCAACUCCAAUUGGCUCAUUCUGGCAAGAAAAACAACAACAAUCUAGGCAAGGGAACUAUCAAUCAUUCCCCGUUGCGAAGAGCCCUUUAGUCGGCAGCCGUACCCGAAGUUGGCAAGUCGGCAAUGGGGCUCAACGAGAUCCACAAAUGUUAAAUAUUCGACGUUUUCUGGAUGAUGAAGUCGUGUCGACAAAUCAAAAAGGAGGCCGAGAACCGCAACAUGCGACUAUAGCCGGUCGUCGUCUUCAUCGGGUUAAUUCCAACGCUUGUUACGAAACAGCCUUUACGACUGCCGAACCCAAGACUCGGAUCGUUUCUCAGAGUCACGCAACUAUGCCUCGCAGAAGCCAAUCUUCUGAUCGUACCCUAGACAAUGAUUCUGAUUCCGUAUUAGGCUCGCAGGGAUUUCGCCGUGAAAAGAACCAUGAAAGCUCAUAUAUGUACCAUAGUCUUGAUCGUCUUCGCAGCAAAUCUGGUGGUUAUGUCAACGUAGCCGCAUUUGGCUCGGUGGAUUGUCUUGAUCGAUCAGACCCUGAUAGAUACUCAGAAAGUGGAGCUGAUUUGUGGAUGUCGUCUAAUAAUGCUACUGUAGUGCACAGUCGGAGCAUUUCCAGUCUUAGCUGCCAUCAUGGAGUUACGGGACUCAGCCCUUCGUUCUCCGAUUCAUCCGUCGCAACGGCAGCUACUCAACACAAUUACGAAAAUCUCCCUCACCUUUCGGAAGAGGACAGCCCUCAUGGAUUAGAUGGGCAGCUUCGCGUCUACCGGAAUUCACCAAGCAAACGACUUAUUGGUCGUCGGAAAGGUCUUGAAUUCUACUAUGGAGCUAAAGCUUGCAGACCCGGACUAGUGACACAGGCUGGGAAGACUAUGGCUAUCGAGCUGCUCCAAUUACUUACCUUACUUUUGCCACCCGAUCGACGUCGAAAACUUCAUCUGCUUCUCCGCUUUAUGACCAAAGUAUCAGCAAACGAUAGACUUGUGCUUGACCCAAUAAUCCCGAUGAAAACUUUGAUGGUGAACACUUUUUACCGGUGCAUUGUUUGUUCGCCCGAAGAAGCAGAUUACGACGAAUUAAUAGCUGUGCGUCUCGUGAGUUUCAUGAUGGAAAAUGCAGAGGCUAUUAUGACUGUGCCAUACCGACUGUGUUCUCAAGUUCGCGAUCUGCUAGGCGACAUUCAACGUGAGAAGAUCCGCUUUCAACUUGAUGAUGUCGUACCGCUGACGUACUGUGUUCAGGUUUCACCACGCCGUUUCGAGGAACAGCGGAAAGAGGAUUCUAAACGAGAAAUUCAUCAACUGCUGGAGCACAUAGUCAAUAAUCAAAAUAUGCCGCUCAAGGAGAAACGAAAGAGGCUUAAGCAGUUUCAAGCUGCCUAUCCAGAAAUUUACCGAAGCAAGUUUCCCACGGAAGCGGAUAUAUUUAAGGAAGAGCGACAUCAAUUGCAGGGUCAAAAGCGUUCAAGCAACCAGUCCACCGUGUUUUCCCGGAUCCGCAACCUACGUCUUACAUGAUUUUAAUGAUAUUAUGACGAUCGUAUAUUUUUUUAACUAUUUUUAGAUUUCCCUUGCUAAUUUGACUAACUUUCAAUGCUGUUAACGUGUAUUGUCAGUUUAAAUACUGUACUAUGGUAUCCAAACCCAUUGGGGCUUGCUCAAGGAGCUCAGUAGGCCUACUAAUUUGAAAUCCACAUAUUCAGGAUGGGGAUUAAUCAAAAAUAUUUCAUUUGAUAUGAAUAUUCUUAAUAAGCAUAAUACUGGAAAUACAUUUGUCCGUCUAUUUCUAAAA
This is a messenger RNA of Daphnia pulex (common water flea), 3067 nucleotides long. RefSeq names its product DEP domain-containing protein 1B-like. The transcript has 11 exons. The record is from RefSeq and is a predicted model, not a curated record. The coding region runs from base 226 to 2793 and encodes 855 amino acids. Gene Ontology annotation, biological process: intracellular signal transduction. NCBI's taxonomy places the organism in Eukaryota, Metazoa, Arthropoda, Branchiopoda, Diplostraca, Daphniidae.